Molecule: messenger RNA, 1539 nt
Organism: Penicillium angulare
Lineage: Eukaryota; Fungi; Ascomycota; Eurotiomycetes; Eurotiales; Aspergillaceae
Product: sulfatase family protein
Exons: 1
Coding region: 1-1539 (512 amino acids)
Molecular function (GO): arylsulfatase activity
Source: RefSeq, a predicted model, not a curated record
AUGACAGACCAACACAAGAACAUCCUUCAAUUCAUAGCCGAUGAUCUAGGCCUAUUCCUCCACUGCUACGGAGAAAAAAACAUCCAAACACCAAACAUCGACAAACUAGCAUCUCUCGGCACAACAUUCACCAAUGCCUUCGCCAGCACAGCCUCAUGCAGUGGAAGCCGCUCAACAAUCUACUCAGGACUCCAUACCCAUGAAAACGGACAAUAUGGACUCGCGCACGGCUGGAAUCAUUUCCAAACACACGAUCACAUAGAGACGCUGCCCAUGAUAUUCAAUUCCCUCGGCUACCAAACCGGAAUCAUAGGCAAAGUCCACGUUGGUCCCAAAUCAGCUUAUCCAUGGGUGAUCAUGGAAGAAAGCCACACUCGCGAUGUGGGAUUCAAUGCCCAGCGCGCAGGAGCAUUUUUCGAGCGUGCAAAUGAAACAGAUAGACCGUUUCAUUUAACUGUUGGGUUUCGGGAUCCGCAUCGUGAUGAUUCCCGGGGUGGAUUUGGUAAUGAAGAUGAGGAGCUGAUUCAGGCUGGAAUUCAAGUUCCGGAGUAUGGAGUACAGGAUGUAGCAGUUCCGUUUUAUUUGAGUGAUGUGGCUGAAGUUCGGGUGGAAUUGGUCGAGUACUAUAAAGCUAUUACUCGGAUGGAUUAUGGCGUUGGGUUGAUUCUGGAUGUUCUUGAGAAACAUGGGUUAACGGAUAACACACUCGUUAUAUUCGUUAGUGAUAACGGGGCACCGUUUCUGAACUCAAAGACCACCCUUUACGAUGCAGGUGUGAGGCUUCCUCUUAUUAUGAAGUGUCCCGGUCUUACUGGGGGAGUGAUAAAUCCGAACAUGGUAUCUUUCCUGGACAUCCUACCAACUUGCAUGGACUGGGCGGGCGUGAACGAAAGCAAUGGCCAAAUGAUCACAACACCCAAUACUGGGAAAUCUCCUAAAAGACUCGGAAAGACUUUUCUAUCGAUCAUUGCUUCUGGGACUCUUAUUUCUGAAGAAACGCGUGACCAGCAUGUUUUCGGAUCUCAUACUUUCCACGAAAUUCAAAAUUACUGGCCAACAAGAUUCUUGCGCACAACUCGAUUCAAAUAUCACAGGAAUAUUGCUUGGAAGCUUGACUUCCCCUUCGGAACUGAUCUUUACGGAAGUCUCUCGUGGGAAGGUAUUCGAAAUAUGGACGGACCGGUGGUGAUUGGCAAUCGACCAUUGGAGAAAUACCUUUACAGGGGACCGGAAGAGUUGUUUGACAUGGACAAUGAUCCCGAGGAGCUGCAUAAUCUCGUCUCAGACAAGAAGUUCGAAACCAUUCUCCUUGAAUGUCGUGAGAAGGUUGAGAAAUGGCAGUACUUGACGAAUGACCCUUGGCUUCUCAAAGACGGUGUCUCUGUUAUGACGAGUAUGGGACAUCAGAAAAUGGGAAUGAAGUUGCGAGAUAGAUCUGAGUUCGAGGCUAAUGACCCUGGAAAUAUCAAAGUCCCACACUGGACUCCGCCUGCAGGUUUGAGCAAUGGUGAUAUGGAGGGAAAAUAUUUUGCCGGUUGA